This is a messenger RNA of Nerophis lumbriciformis (worm pipefish), 1542 nucleotides long. Lineage: Eukaryota; Metazoa; Chordata; Actinopteri; Syngnathiformes; Syngnathidae. The record is from RefSeq and is a predicted model, not a curated record.
AUGGCCGAGAGGUUGGGCGUCUUCGCCUUGUUGUUGACCCUCGGUUCCCCGGCGGCUUCGGGCUCCAGUCAGCCGCACAUCGUAUUCAUCCUGGCGGACGAUUUCGGCUGGCACGACGUAGGCUACCAUGGCUCGGAGAUCAAGACGCCCAACCUGGAUAAGCUGUCGGCAGCAGGGGUCCGCCUGGAGAACUACUACGUCCAGCCGCUGUGCACCCCUUCGAGGAACCAGCUCAUGACCGGACGAUACCAGAUCCACACGGGCAUGCAGCACCAGAUCAUCAUGCCGUGCCAGCCGUACUGCGUCCCGCUGAAUGAAACGCUGCUGCCUCAGCUGCUAUCCCAGGCGGGCUACGCCACGCACAUGGUGGGCAAGUGGCAUCUGGGCAUGUACAAGAAGGACUGCUUGCCCACGCGCCGCGGCUUCCAGUCCUACUUAGGCUACCUGACGGGAAGCGAGGACUACUACACUCACGUGCGGUGUAGCCCCAUCGCCGCUCUCAACCUGAGCCGCUGCUCAUUGGACCUCCGUGAGGGCGAAGAGGCAGCCCCGGAAUACAAAGGCCAUUAUUCCACCGAGCUGUUCAGCCAAAGAGCCGUGCAGAUUAUCGCCAAACACGACCCCGUAAAGCCUCUCUUCCUAUACGUGGCACUGCAAGCCGUUCACGCGCCGCUGCAGGUGCCCGAGCGCUACGUGGCGCCCUACGCCUUCAUCCGGGACCCGCAGCGUCGGACGUACGCAGGCAUGGUGGCAGCCAUGGACGAGGCAGUGGGCAACAUCAGUCUGGCCUUGAGAAAGGCCGGACUUUGGGAAAACGCUGUUCUGGUCUUCUCCACAGAUAACGGAGGCCAGACGCUGUACGGCGGCAGCAACUGGCCGCUGCGAGGCAGGAAAUGGUCACUGUGGGAGGGAGGAGUUCGCGGCGUGGGAUUCGUGUCCGGGCCGCUUAUCAAGAGGCCGGGCAGGACCAGCCGGGAGCUUGUGCACGUAUCUGAUUGGUUGCCCACACUGUUAGGCUUGGCUGGGGGAAGCCUUAACGCCACUAAGCCUCUGGACGGAUUCGACGUGUGGAACGCCAUCAGUCAAGGAUUCGCCUCGCCCAGGCUGGAGCUGCUGCACAACAUUGACCCGAUGUACGUGGAUAUCGCCCCAUGUCCCGAAGCGAAACAACUGCGAGCAUCCUCUCGAGACGGCGGCAAAGAAGUCUUCCGCUCAGGCUUUAACGUGUCCAUCCACGCCGCCAUUCGGUCCGGAAACUGGAAGCUGCUCACGGGAUAUCCAGGUUGCCCCGUUUGGUUCCCGCUGCCCGACGGCAACGUCUCGUCUCCCCGCCUCUCGGAGCCCCUGAAGCCCAUCAUGCUGUUCGAUGUAGAGAAGGACCCCGAGGAGAGGAACGAGGUGUCGGCAAGUCACCCCGCCGUGGUGGACCGCCUCCUGGCCCGGCUGAACCACCACCAGCAGAGCGCCCUGCCUGUCCACUUCCCAGACGACGACCCCCACUGUGACCCGGGGCCCACCGGGGCCUGGGGACCCUGGGCCUAG